AUGGGACUCAAGGUAUGGAAGGACGAAGAUUCUCAUAAGGAGGGCACGGUCGUGUCAGAUAUCCCCCAGUCCUACUAUACAAACAACACAAAAGGAAGGGCUUUCACAUGGAAGGAGGUCGCUAAGCGAAACACGAUCGACAAUGCUUGGAUUAUCGUAAGAGGAAGUGUAUACGACAUCACUAAAUUCGCAGCCAAGCAUCCUGGCGGUCGUGAUAUGAUUCUACUGGGAGCGGGCAGGGAUGCUACUCAGGCACGCCGUGUCUUUGAGACUUAUCAUGACCCUGCCAAAGUCGCCAAAGUGCUCGAGUACGUGACUGCCAAUGACAACUUGUCGAAGUAUCACAUCGGAUACACUACAGAUGCUGAACUGCCCACGUUCCCAAAGCCAAGUGCUUUCAACGUCACUCUGCGAAAGAGAAUCAGUCAAUACUUUAAGGACACUCGCCAAGAUGCAAAGUUCCAUCCCAUUAACUUGCUCAAGUACUUUAUAAUCUACGCAUCGAUUGCAAUCUCCUACUAUCUGCAGUUCUACAACCCAACUGUAGUAAACAGUAAUAUUUUGUCGUUAUUGUGUGCCAUAGUAUUAGGUGUUGGAUGUGCUCAGAUUGGUCUGAUGCCAAUGCACGACUCAUCACAUGCCUCAAUAUCACAUAGCUCGACACUAUGGUGGACACUAGGAUCCACUCACGACUUUUUAAACGGUGCUUCCUUCAUGGUCUGGAUUUACCAGCACAUGUUUGGUCAUCACCCAUAUACUAAUAUCGCUGGUGCUGAUCCUGAUGUUGCUGUCGGCGACCCAGACGUCCGCCGUAUUGUAACAAAACAACAAUGGUUUUCCCACUACACAUACCAACACAUCUGGGUACCAAUCGCUUACGCCUUCCUAGGAAUGAAGGUCAGAAUACAGGACAUCACCAUCUUGUUUGUUCACAAGAAACUAGACCAGAUUAGAAUCAACCCUGUUCUGCCUCAUCAAGCUGCCUUGUUUUGGGGUGGAAAGGCAUUCUUUGUUGUUUAUAGAAUAUUGAUGCCGUACUUGUUGGGCAACAGCUCGGCUGGACGAGUGUUUUUGUUGUUUAUUGUUGCUGAUGCUAUAUCUAGUUAUUGGUUGGCUCUCAUGUUCCAGGCUAAUCAUGUUGUAACUGACGUGAAAUGGCCACAACCAGAUGAAAACAACGCCAUGCACAUUGACUGGGCUGAAAUGCAAGUAGAGACCACUCAAGACUACCAACAUGGAUCUACUCUAUGGGCAAACUUGUCUGGAUCCUUGAAUUAUCAAGCCGUGCACCACAUCUUCCCAAAUAUUAAUCAAUCGUAUUACCCUGAAUUGGCGCCCAUCGUGAAAAAUACUGCUGCCGAGUUUGGUAUUCGAUACAGAAUCAAGGACACUUUUAUGGAAGCCUUUAUUGGUCACAUAGACUAUCUCAGAGAGAUGGGAUCUCAGCCUCCAGUUGCAAAGGCUGCAAAUUAG
Synchytrium microbalum is the source of this 1473-nucleotide messenger RNA. RefSeq lists its product as uncharacterized. Bases 1 to 1473 code for a protein of 490 amino acids. Gene Ontology annotation, biological process: lipid metabolic process. Lineage: Eukaryota; Fungi; Chytridiomycota; Chytridiomycetes; Synchytriales; Synchytriaceae. Gene Ontology annotation, molecular function: oxidoreductase activity, acting on paired donors, with oxidation of a pair of donors resulting in the reduction of molecular oxygen to two molecules of water. Gene Ontology annotation, cellular component: membrane. The transcript is spliced from 9 exons. The record is from RefSeq and is a predicted model, not a curated record.